CACACUUUAAAAACCCUUUAAGGGAUUAUGCAGCCCACUGUUCAUUGUGUGUUAUGAGUUCUCCUACAGUGGCUGGCCUCCAAGAGAUGAGUCUGCUACAAGUAGCAGUUGAAGGAGCCAUCCUGUUAGUUCAGAGGGUAACUGGCGCUGACUGAAAAAGUCAAGAGUUUGGAUCCCGCUGACCAACAAUUAAGGAUGAAAACAAAUGCCAAAAUAUUGGUAUUUCCCAUGGAAUGGAAAUUCUGUUUUCCACCCAACUCUGCAUCUAGGGAUUUAGAUGAAAAUUGGGCAUCUAAACCCCAUAGGAACCUUUGAAUAUCUCAGCCUGAGUUGUCCAGUGCAAGUCCUAGAGACGUUUUAGAAGCUUUUGCCUUCAUCCGCAACAAUCUCUGGAGCGCCAGGAAUGAAGAACCAAAGCAUCGUGACCACAUUCAUCAUUCUGGGACUCUCCAGUAAACCCCAACUCCAGGUUCCACUCUUCAUCCUAUUCCUCUCCAUCUACAUCAUUGCCCUGCUGGGCAACUUAGUAAUCAUUGCUGCCAUCCUUUCCAGUUCCAAGCUCCACAGGCCCAUGUACUUUUUCCUCCUCCACUUGGCUGUGGUGGACAUCAUCUGCACCUCCACCAUCAUCCCCAGGAUGCUGGGGAAUCUCGUGGUUGUCAGUAAAUCUAUCUCUUACCCUAGGUGCAUGGCCCAGCUCUACUUCUUCACAUGGUCUCUGGGGGCUGAGAUGGUACUCUUCACCGUCAUGGCUUACGAUCGCUAUGCGGCCAUUUGCCACCCUUUGCGUUACAGCAUCAUGAUGAACAAGACCGUAAGUGUGGGCCUGUCUGCCCUAGUGAUAGUCAUUGCUGUGGUCAAUUCAUGGGUGCACACUGGCCUCGUGUUGCGGCUGAGCUUCUGCGGGCCCAACGUUAUCAACCACUUUUUCUGUGAAAUCCCAUCACUGCUGGCUCUCUCCUGCACCUCAGUGCAUUUAAAUGAGGUCAUGGUCUUCAUGGCGGACAUUUUCCUAGCUAUGGGGGACUUCCUGUUGACAUGUGUCUCUUAUUACUUCAUUGUCAGGGCCAUCUUGAGGAUCAAAACGGUUGAAGGGAAGAGAAAAGCCUUCUCCACCUGCUCCUCCCACCUCAUUGUGGUGUCUCUUUAUUACUCCACUGUCAUCUACACCUACAUUCGGCCAGCCUCUAGCUACUCCUUUGACAGGGACAAGAUGAUAGCCACCUUGUAUACCCUGGUGACGCCAACUCUCAAUCCUAUAGUCUACACCCUAAGGAAUAAAGAUGUCAAGAUGGCAAUCAAGAACAUGCUUCCAUACCCUGGGAAAUAGGUCACGAUGGGACAAACCUUGACUGAUUCCUUCGCAAGCCUGGAGCUCUGGUGUUUGCUUUCCUGUGGAAAUGGAACUCAGAACGAACCUUAGAAAAAGAUGCAAGGUGCAUGUUUUCAUGAAGGACUUUCUAACUGGUCAAAUGUUGAUUUCCUAAAUGGCUGAAAGUUUUGGAACCAGUUGAAACUAUGUUACAGAAGAAAAGAAAGA
Caretta caretta (loggerhead turtle) is the source of this 1540-nucleotide messenger RNA. Its product is annotated as olfactory receptor 13G1-like. Gene Ontology annotation, cellular component: membrane. Gene Ontology annotation, biological process: G protein-coupled receptor signaling pathway. Gene Ontology annotation, molecular function: G protein-coupled receptor activity; olfactory receptor activity. NCBI's taxonomy places the organism in Eukaryota, Metazoa, Chordata, Testudines, Cheloniidae. The record is from RefSeq and is a predicted model, not a curated record.